Molecule: messenger RNA, 974 nt
Organism: Notechis scutatus (mainland tiger snake)
Lineage: Eukaryota; Metazoa; Chordata; Lepidosauria; Squamata; Elapidae
Gene: SYNPR
Product: synaptoporin
Cellular component (GO): synaptic vesicle membrane; synaptic vesicle
Source: RefSeq, a predicted model, not a curated record
CUUUCCGGACGCUUUUCGAAGCCAGCCGCCGCCGCAACCACAGUCGCCUGUGCCUGGAGCGGAGGAGCUGAAGUUUGCGCGCCGAGAGCCGGGCAGGCAUGGAAACCGUCGACCAGCUAGCCUCCAAGGGCAGUUUUCGGGCGGUGAAGGAGCCCCUGGCUUUCCUGAGGCUGCUGGAGUGGCUUUUUGCAGUCUUUGCAUUUGCAACAUGUGGUGGCUAUUCUGGAGGACUGCGGCUCAGCGUGGACUGCGCAAACAGGACACAGAGCGACCUCAGCAUUGACAUAGCCUUUGCCUAUCCCUUCAGGUUGUACCAGGUGAAUUUUGAUGCUCCCACCUGUGAAGGAAGACGAGAAAAACUUUCACUAAUAGGCGACUUUUCCUCUUCUGCGGAAUUCUUUGUGACUAUUGCCGUCUUUGCCUUCCUCUAUUCCUUGGCAGCCACCGUAGUUUACAUUUUCUUCCAGAACAAAUACCGUGAAAACAACAGGGGUCCUUUGAUUGAUUUCGUUGUGACAGUGGUGUUCUCCUUCAUGUGGCUUGUGGGUUCUUCUGCUUGGGCUAAAGGUCUAUCUGAUGUGAAGGUUGCCACUGACCCAGAUGAAGUACUCUUACUGAUGUCAGCUUGCAAACAACAAUCCAACAAGUGCUUGCCUGUGUACAGCCCUGUUAUGUCAAGUCUUAAUGUUUCAGUUGUCUUUGGAUUCUUGAACUUUGUUCUCUGGGCAGGAAAUAUCUGGUUUGUUUUUAAGGAGACUGGUUGGCAUUCUUCGGGUUCAAGGUAUCCUCAAGAAACCCUCGAGAAACAGUCCAGCAGCUAUAACCAAGGUGGCUACAAUCAAGAUAGCUAUGGGUCGAGUGGUGGGUAUAACCAACAGGAAGACAAUUUUGGGCAACAAACUAAUUAUGGCCAAGUUGAUGAGUUUGGCCAGCAACAACAGAGUGGCCCGACUUCAUUUACUAAUCAAAUGUAG